UUCUCCACUGUCACGGUCCUGGACGCUUCGCUUAUACCCUGUUUUCUCUCAGCUGUUGGACAAUAUUUUUUUCGUCAGUGCGGCGGGACCUUGGGAUGCUCGCACGCACAAAACUAUGAUCCCAGCAUCCAAGGUUAUCGAUCUGGAGUGUCCUGUCAGUUUUGCUUCUGGUCAGAGGGAAGUGUCACUACAGGUUGCAUCGUCUUGGCGCCUUUCCUCGUGCCGGAUCAUGUCCUGGACGACGGCGCGUUGUCCUACCCUUCCGGCCGGCCGUCCCGUGUGAGUCCAGUCAUCUUGGCGUCGUCGGCUCCUCACCCGAGAGAGGAUGCACCUGACGCAAGAUGGCGCUGAACCGAGUUCCAGCGACGGUGACCGCAUCCAUGGAGCGUCGGCGGCGGCGGCAAAGGCAACCGCGUCCACCGAAAGCGACGGCCGCAAACGCGCCGCGCCAGAUGCCGCCAUGAGUAAGACCUUCGUGCGCAGGUCGACAGCCGCUUGCGGACUGGUCGUCCUUCUCCUCUUAUUCUGCAGUGUCGGUCUUUUACUCGCCUUCCUCAAGGGUCACAAGCAGCAGACCUUGUCCAUAGGCCACAAAAAAUCCAACCGGAAGGAAGGUUUCCUCCCGGCGUCGCCUUCCUACUUGCCCCCAACGAUACCACCAUCGACGACCACCACCUUGACCCCACCGACGACGACACGGGAACCCGCGAAACCAAAGUACAACUUCAGACUCCCCGACUACAUCCUUCCCCUGUCGUACGACCUGACCUUAGAACCCCACCUGGACCGUGACACGUUCGACGGUGAAGUGUGGAUAACAGUGAAUGCUACGAGAGCCACCGAUAAGUUCUUUGUGCACGUCUUCCGUUUGUCCGUCGAAGAAGCUGAGGUCUUCGACGACGUCGGUCCGCUGGAAACGGGAAAGCUAGAGAUUGACGACCUCAACGAGUUCCUUGUCGUGCCUGUGUCGGCUGUGGAAGGUGGACCUGUGCCCGUUGGGAUAUAUCGGCUCAGGUUCCGGUUUAGAGGUUCUCUGGUCGGCGGCAUCGUCGGGUUCUACAAGAGCAGGUACAGGAUCGGCAACGAAACUAGGUUCCUAGCGACGUCGAAGUUCCAGCCGACGUACGCCCGCCGUGCAUUCCCGUGCUUCGACGAGCCCAGUUUCAAGUCCACCUUCAACGUUACCCUCGUUCACGAUCAAGGCUACCGAGCCCUCUCCAACAUGCGUGUGCUGCCUGGCUACCCCAUCAUGCGAGACGAUCGGAAGCUGGUCACGAAAUUUGAGGAAUCCGUUCCCAUGGUAACCUACCUGGUCUGCUUCAUCGUAUCUGAUUUUAAGAAGACUGAGACGAUCGCGUCGAUGAACAAGAUUCCUUUCUCCGUGUACGCUACGCCUAACCAACUGAACAAAACCUACUACGCCCUGGACAUCGGUUCUCGGAUAUUGAACUUCUACGAGGAGUACUUUGAUCUCAAAUAUCCGCUACCAAAGCAAGAUAUGAUUGCAAUCCCAGACUUUGUUUCCGGCGCAAUGGAGCACUGGGGACUUAUCACCUUUCGUGAAGUGAACUUGCUCUUUGAUGCCAAACAAUCUAGUCCUAGAAACAAACAACGUGUUGCAGCAGUGGUUGCGCAUGAGCUUGCGCACAUGUGGUUCGGAAACUUGGUGACAAUGAAGUGGUGGGACGACCUUUGGUUGAACGAGGGCUUCGCCAGUUACAUUGAAUACAAGGGCAUCGACCACGUUGAGCCAAAAUGGGAUAUGAUGGACCAAUUUCUAACGGAAGACCUGCAACCAGUCAUGGAUCUGGACUCUACGACAACCUCGCACCCCGUUGUUCAAUGCGUCUCCAAUCCAGACGAGAUAACGGAGAUAUUUGAUACCAUAUCGUACAACAAGGGGGCUUCCGUGCUUCGAAUGCUGGAAAAUUUUCUCGGACAUGCUGUGUUCCGGAAAGGUGUUUCGUCCUUCCUAACCCACCAUCAGUUUGGCAACGCAAGGACGCAAGAUCUGUGGGACGAACUUUCAGCUGCAGCGAAAUGGGUCCUUCCUAGAGGAUAUAACGUGUCAACCAUCAUGAACACGUGGACGCAGCAGAUGGGAUAUCCUGUUGUGACGAUGACCCGAAGCAUGGAUGACCCGACAUUGAUUACCGUUACACAGGACAGGUUCCUCAGAAAUACUGAGCACUGUGAUCAGGACGUCGCAUCUUCAUACCUGUGGAGUAUUCCACUCAGCUACAAGACAUCAGCGGCUAGGAACAAGGUGAAACAUGCGUGGCUUCACGAGAAGAAAGACGAAUUUCACAUCUACGAUGCUGGCCGCGACGGAUGGGUGAAAUUCAACGUCAACCAAACUGGAUAUUACCUCGUCAACUAUGACAUGAGAGACUGGCUGCGUUUGGGAGAGGUCUUGCAGAAACAUCACGAGGAACUGACCCCGGCCGAUCGUUCGAAUCUCCUGUACGACGCGUUCCAGUUGGCGUGGUCUGGUCGCCUUUCGUACGACGUCCUAUUCAACAUGACUCAGUAUCUGAUCCACGAGAUGCAUUUGAUCCCAUGGUCCACUGCUCACGGUUCGCUGCUGGCUCUGUCGCAUCUCUUAGAGAACACAGAAGUUCGGCGACCUAUGCAGACAUACAUACGGAAGCUCGUCGACCCAAUUUACAAGACUCUCGGUUGGGAAGACGGAGAGAAGCAUAACGACAAUCUUUUGAGGACCGUCAUCCUAGACCUGGCGUGCAGAAACCUUCAUCAAGAAUGCCUGAAAGAAGCGAAGCGAAGACUUACAGCUUGGGUAGAUCAUUGCCAAGAAGUGCCAAGAAAUAUUCGAAGCAUCGUCUACCGCUACGGGAUGUACCAGAGCAACGGAGACCACGAAUGGCAGUUCAUGUGGGAAAAAUAUCUGAAAGAAGUCUCUGCCCAGGAAAGGGUGAACCUGCUGUACGGCAUGGCGCAUGUCAGAAGCCCGCCGUUGAUUCACAGGUAUCUGACGUACGCUAUGAACGAAAGUUACAUUCGACGCCAAGACUUCUUCAGCGUCUUAUCGUUUCUGGCUGGCAACACUGUUGGAAGAGACAUAGUGUGGAAGUUCGUGCGUUCCAAGUGGGACAAACUGGUUCAACGGUUCUCUCUAAACGAUCGAAACUUGGGCAAGGCAGUGAAGACUAUCUGUGAUUACUUUACAAAGCAGUUCGAUUACAACGAGAUGAAAGCAUUUUUCACGAAACACCCCAACGCUGGAGCUGGAAAACGUGCCAGAAAACAAGCGCUGGAAAACGUCCGCAAUAACAUCGCCUGGAUCAUGCAGCACGAGCCCAGCGUUGCCAAGUGGCUCACGUCCAAUGUCAUCCCGGAACCCUGGGAAGGGUUGCGACUACCCCGUCACGUGACUCCCCACACUUAUGACGUCACUCUGGAACCGAUCCCGGAGAACGACACGGUGAUCGGCAGCGCCUCCAUAAGCGUCAAGCUCAGGAAAGCCACCAACGUGAUUCUAGUGCACGCCAGGAACAUCAAUAUCUACGAGACCCGAAUCGAACGAGCGAGCGGUCCGAACAUCGGCAAAGAGAUACGGUUCGAGAACGAGCCCUUUCUGUACGCGGAAAAUGACUUUUGGGUGACGCAGACGAAAGAUAUAAUGCCCCCUGGCCGAUACAUGCUCAGAUUUAGGUUCGAAAGUUCGCUUUUGAACAGCUUGCAGGGGCUCUAUAAGAGCUCGUAUACGGACAGUCGGACUGGUGAGAAAAGGUAUAUCGUGACGUCACAUCUGCAAGCUACAGCAGCGCGGAUGGUGUUCCCGUGCUUUGACGAACCGAGUUUUAAGGCCAACUUCACCAUCACGGUCAUACACAACCGCAACAUGACAGCGUUGUCUAACAUGCCUGUGGAAAGGACCGCCAAUUACAGCGAGACAAAGGUGGCAACAACAUUUCAAGAAUCCCAUAAGAUGGUGACGUACUUGGUCGCCGUGGUGGUUUGUGACUUCGAGCACGUCGCUGGUACGACUUCCAGAGGCACCCCUGUUCGAGUGUAUGCUCGGAAGGAUAUGAUCGGCUACGCAGGUUACGCACUAGAUACGGCUAUACAAGUGCUCGAGUUCUUUGAGCAGCAAUUCGAUAUACCGUAUCCUCUGCCUAAAUUAGAUAACAUCGCGGUGCCCGACUUUCAACUGGGCGCCAUGGAAAACUGGGGCCUCAUCACGUUCAGAGAGUCCAGACUCCUUUAUGACCCGAAUACAUCCUCGGUUUCGGAUAAGUUCAAAACUGCGGAGGGUGUUGCCCACGAACUGGCUCACAUGUGGUUUGGCAACCUUGUUACCAUGAAGUGGUGGAACGAUGUGUGGCUCAACGAAGGUUUUGCGACAUACAUUUCCUCGAAGGGUGUGGAUGCUGUACAUCCUGGUUGGGACGUGGAGAACCAGUUUAUUUACAAGCUGCUCACGGGUGUCCUGGAGAAGGACGCUGUCCCGAGCUCCCAUCCUAUUGUCCUCCCAGUCAGAAAUCCGAAUGAGAUAUCGGAAAUAUUUGACGAGAUAUCCUACUACAAGGGAUCGGCGGUUAUUGGUAUGCUGGAAUCGUUUAUGGGAUCCGAAGACUUCGCUCGUGGCGUCCGUAAUUACCUGCGAACCCGCAAGUAUGGCAGCGCCGUAACUCUGGACCUUUGGAGAGAACUCGAGCACGCCUCGUCAAAGAGUCUACACAUCACCACCAUUAUGAACACGUGGACGCGUCAGAUGGGAUUUCCAUACGUCUCCGUCAAACGGCUCGAAACCAAUACGAGCCUCUACGAGGUCUCGCAACAGCGAUUUCUUCUCAAUCCUGAAGCUGCUGCAAACCUCACCAAUGAUUCUGCUUUUAGGUACAUGUGGGAAAUUCCACUGACAUUUAAGACUUCUACAAAGGUUCAAGGCCUUCACUGGCUCAAGACAAAUGCGUCAGAAAUUUUUGACGUGGGGCUACGAAAGAACAGCGACUGGGUGAAGUUCAAUGCCGACUUCAAAGGCUACUAUCUCGUUCACUACGAGGAGGAUGACCUAGGAGUGCUGUCUGAUGUCCUUUUCGAAAAUCACAAGCAACUUUCACCUGCGGACAGGGCUGAGCUCAUCUUCGAAACAUUCCUGCUGGCGAGAGCCGGUGUCACGCCCUAUCCAGCUGCCAUGGAAUUGACGGGGUACCUUCGGAAGGAACGCCACUUCAUUCCACUCCUGGCCGCUUCGACGUCGUUACAACACAUUGCUAGGUGUCUCAGAGAAGACAGCGAACAGCAGUUGUUUUUGGUAUACCUCCAAUACAUCUCCGAAGGUGCCUUUGAGGACUUCUUGUGGCUCGACAAAGGGGAUCACUUGACCAAGCGUGCCAGAGAAGUAGCCAUAGAACUGUCCUGCUUCAGUGGAGAUCGCAUCUGCCGACAAAGAGCCGCCGAUGCUUUAAUGGCUUGGGUCAAGGGCGAACAAAUUGCAGCCAAUCUACGCGAGCUGGCCUAUGUGUGGGGCAUGGUUCACGUUUGCAACGAAGAAAUUUGGGAGCACAUGUGGCAGGCGUACUUGAAAGAACCGUCGGCCGGUGAACGCAACAAGUUGCUCAAGGGUCUCGCCAGCAUCAGGAAUGUCGCCAUCAUUGACAGGUUGCUCAACGCGUCUUUGAACGAGUCUCUGAUACGGAGACAGGACUUCUAUGCCUUGAUGUCCCACAUAGCGGAGAAUACAGACGGUUUACAUUCAGUAUGGGCUUUCCUCCGUAAACACUGGGACGUACUUGUUGAAAGGUUCACCUUAGAAGACAGAAAAUUUGGCAGAAUCGUUUAUUCCGUCUGCAAACAUUUCACUACGCUUCAAAAGCUCCGAGAGAUGGAAGAAUUCUUCGAGGCACAUCCCGAAGCCGGCGCGGGUACCCGAGCUAGAUCCCAAGCACUAGCAGCGGUCAGAGACAACAUCCGAUGGCUGGCCAACUUCCGCGAACCCGUCCUCAACUGGAUUCGAGAGUACAAAGUUCAGCCUUGGGAGAACCUCCGACUCCCGUCGCACGUUGUCCCCGUACACUAUGACUUGCGACUUCAGCCCUUCUUGGAAGACCAGUACUUCGAAGGCAAAGUAGACAUCGAGAUCCAGCUCUUCAAACCAGUCCGGAGUAUUCAUGUCCAUAUCAAGGACAUGAAUGUCACGUCGGCCUCCAUAACAGAAGCCAACAGAGUGAUACCCGUUCAGGAAUCGUUCGAGUAUGAGGACAACGAAUUCUUUGUGAUGAAGUUCGACUCGACGAUCGAUAUUGGAAAGUAUGUGUUGCACUACGAGUUCAGUGGAAACAUGACCAAAGAUCUGAAAGGGUUGUAUCUGAGCACCUACACAGAUGUACACAACCAGACGCGAUAUCUGGCGACAACGCAAUUCGAGCCGACGGACGCAAGGAGCGCGUUCCCUUGCUUUGAUGAACCAAGGUUCAAGGCUACGUUCAGCAUCAGUUUAAUACACGAACCGAAGUACAUCGCCAUCUCAAACAUGCCCAUAAAGGAGAAUUCGACUACCGCAACUGGAUUCCGUGUGACAAAGUUUGAAAGGACGGUAGCCAUGACGACGUACUUGGUGGCUGUGGUCGUCUGUGACUUCGCGCACAUCAAAGGCACGAGCACAAACGGAGUCCAAGUACGUGUCUUCGCUAGGGAAGACGAAAUUGCUAAAGCUGAAUACGCCAUGGCAUCUGCCUUGAAGAUAUUGUCCUACUUUGAAGAGUAUUUUAAGAUAAAAUACCCACUUCCGAAGCUCGACAUGAUCGCCAUUCCCGACUUCUCGUCGGGAGCCAUGGAAAACUGGGGUCUCAUAACCUACCGAGAAACGAGACUUCUCUACGACCCCAAGACGUCUUCCUCGACAGACAAACAGGGCGUUUGUCGUGUCAUUGCUCACGAAAUCGCUCACAUGUGGUUCGGAAACCUGGUAACAAUGAGAUGGUGGGACGACCUGUGGUUAAACGAAGGAUUCGCAAGCUACAUACAGUACAAGGGAAUGGACCACGCUGAACCUGACUGGGAAUCGAUGACGCAAUACGUCUCCACAGCCUUGCUUAUGGUGUUCGAAUCAGACUCUGCCGUCACAUCUCACUCCAUCGUGCAACCGGUGGAGAAUCCCAACGAAAUUUCCUCCUUAUUUGACACCAUUUCGUACAACAAGGGUGCUGCUGUGCUCAGGAUGUUGGAGAGCUUCUUGUCGCCUGAAGAAUUCCGAGAGGGCAUCGCAAAAUACUUGAGGAAGUACCAGUACAAAAAUACGCUCACAGUCGACCUCUGGGAGGAACUGGAGAGCGUGUCUUCUGCGAAGGUGACAAUUAGUUCCACCAUGGAUACGUGGACCAGGCAAAUGGGGUAUCCUGUCUUGAGCAUCGAGAGAGAUUGUUCCAAUUUUACGAUAGAACAGUCGUGGUUCCUGAUGGAUCGUGACACUGCUGUGAACAGGACUGCGUCCCGCUUCAAGUAUAUUUGGCACAUACCGCUAUCCUAUCGCACGAGUGCGGGGCACACUGGUUUCAUAUGGCUGAAGAAAAGGAAACAUACGUUGAACAUCGAUGUGCCGGACGACGGCUGGAUCAAGUUCAACAACAACAUGACUGGUGUUUACUUCAUCAAUUACGACGACGAGAGUUUCAAAGUGAUUCUCAACGCUCUCAAGCAAGAAAUCGAUGCCUUCACACCGAGUGAUCGCGCUGAGUUGAUCAUCGAGGCAUUUUUCCUCGCCCGGGCAGGAUACGUCAAGUACAAGACUGCCAUCGAAUUGGGUCUGUACAUUGUAAACGAAAGACACCUGGUACCUUGGGCAGCCUUCGAGGAUGUCAUAUCAUUCAUGUACAAUCGCCUCAGGGGUACAGCCACUGGGGAACUUUUAAAGGGAUACGUGCUUGCGUUGUUGAAGGACGUCUUUGGCGACCUUUCGUUCGGAGACACUGGGACUCACAUGGAGAGACGACUGCGGACAACUCUGUUCCACUUAGCGUGCAGAUUUGGACACGACCACUGCCUGACGUCUGCCACGAAUGCCUUAUUGCAAUGGUUGGGUGGAAAGCCGGUGGAGCCGAACUUCAAAAACAUCGUGUACGGCUACGGCAUGCGGCAAAUAGGAAACGAAACAAUUUGGCAGCGACUCUUCGACAGCUACAUGGCCGAACCGAUACAGGCGGAAAGGAUCAAAAUGAUGACAGCGCUUGGCCAAGUCCAGGAUGAAGCACUCAUCCAGAGGUACCUAAACUUUUCAUUCGAUGAAAGCAAAGUGCGUGGACAAGAUAUCACCAUGGUGUUCUCGACGGUGGCGAACAAUCCGAUGGGACUGGAGAUUGCCUGGACGUUUCUCCGAAAGAAUUGGAAGGACAUUGUUGAUAAAUUCACGGCCAACUCUAGGAUACCAGGCAAACUGAUUAAGAUUGUUUGCCGGAAUUUCAACAGUGCACAGAAAAAACAAGAGAUGGAAGAAUUCUUUGCUCAGAACCCGGAUGCUGGAACGAGUAAACAUCCUCGUGAAGAAUCCUUGCAGAGUGUUCAAAAUAACAUCAAAUGGAUCUCAAAGUACGAAUCAGACUUAGCCACAUCUCUCCAAGCAGUUCUUCGUCGAAACAACUAAAUGGUCACGCAAGAAUUUGACGUCUUAAAAAACACAAAAGUCGCACAACAGAAAUGUCCUCGACACCCAAAUUUCUAGCGACUUCGCUUCCUCUCUUUUUUUUUCUCUUUUUUUUUGUACAUACGUUGCAACUGUACAUAAACGGUGUAAAUUAUCUGCAUA
Messenger RNA from Ornithodoros turicata, 8764 nucleotides. RefSeq names its product putative aminopeptidase-2. The transcript is spliced from 57 exons. Bases 326 to 8602 code for a protein of 2758 amino acids. Gene Ontology annotation, biological process: proteolysis; peptide catabolic process. NCBI's taxonomy places the organism in Eukaryota, Metazoa, Arthropoda, Arachnida, Ixodida, Argasidae. Gene Ontology annotation, molecular function: peptide binding; zinc ion binding; metalloaminopeptidase activity. Gene Ontology annotation, cellular component: cytoplasm. The record is from RefSeq and is a predicted model, not a curated record.